AUGAAUUAUUCGAAAAACUUCAAGCAGGUUUCUUCAAUCAAAUAUCCGUUCAAAUAUAUCAACAAAGGUCUAGAUAGAGCCACUGUUGCUAUUGUAGAAAACAGUAAUGAUGAGGUCACUAUUAAUGUUGUUGAUGAGAUAAAGCAAUAUUAUGAUUGUAGAUACCUUUCUGCAUAUAAAGCUUCAUGGCGUAUUUUUGGGUACGAUGUUCAUUACAAGACUCCUUUUGUUUUAAGACUUCCUUUCCAUCUUCCGGGACAACAACAAGUGGUGUUUGGUGCUGAAGAUGAUAUCGAAAAUGUCCUAAACAGACCAUCGGUGGCUUUCUCAAUGUUCUUAUCUUGGAUGAAUUGUAAUCAAAUUUAUCAAGAAGCACGAGAACUCACUUACGUUGAAUUCCCUACAAAGUUUGUAUGGAAAUUGGAGGAGCGAUGUUGGGAUCGAAGGAAAAAGGGCUUCUCAAUUGGACGAAUUCAUUCAGUUUCUCCUACUGUAGGAGAAGCAUGUUAUUUAAGAAUUAUUUUGAAUAAAGUGAAAGGUCCUAAAUCAUUCGAAGACAUUCGUAAUGUAAAUGGAAAAACAUUUCUUACUUUUAGAGAUGCAUGUUAUGCUCUUGGGCUUUUAGAUGAUGAUAAGGAAUAUAUUGAUGCCAUUGAAGAGGCAAAUUUAACCGUAUCUGGUUUUUAUCUACGCUUCUUAUUUGCAACCAUGUUGAUUUCAAACAGUCUAUCUAGACCUGAAUUUGUUUGGGAAAAAACAUGGCAAUACUUAGCAGAUGGCAUUCUGUACAAUCAACGAAUUUCUUUAAAAUCUCCAGAUUUAUCUCUCAAUGAAGAACAAGUGAAGAAUCUAACUUUGUUUGAAAUUGAAAAGAUUUUGCUCCAUAACAAUUCCACACUUAGAAACUUCACUACUCUGCCUUAUCCUAAUAAUGAUUGUCUUGAAUCUUCAAACAACCGUUUGAUUGCAGAAGAGAUGGAUUAUAACCAUCAUAAUUUACGUGAUGAGUUUCAGACGCUUGUAACUGCUCUAACAAAUGAGCAAAGAGGUGUGUAUAAUGAAAUCAUGACCGCUGUUGAAAAGAACAAUGGUGGUGUGUUUUUUGUUUAUGGGCAUGGCGAAAUAGGUAAAACAUUCCUAUGGAAGACAUUGGCUGCAUCAAUAAGAUCUAAAGGAGAAAUUGUUUUAAACAUCCCUUCCAGUGGUAUUGCUUCUUUACUUCUUACCGGUGGCAGAACGGCACACUCUCGCUUUCAAAUCCCUUUCAUUAUCAAUGAAGAUUCUUUUUGA
Messenger RNA from Cynara cardunculus var. scolymus (artichoke), 1290 nucleotides. RefSeq lists its product as uncharacterized. The transcript has 3 exons. The record is from RefSeq and is a predicted model, not a curated record. Lineage: Eukaryota; Viridiplantae; Streptophyta; Magnoliopsida; Asterales; Asteraceae. The coding region runs from base 1 to 1290 and encodes 429 amino acids. Gene Ontology annotation, biological process: telomere maintenance; DNA repair. Gene Ontology annotation, molecular function: DNA helicase activity.